Fonsecaea multimorphosa CBS 102226 is the source of this 1122-nucleotide messenger RNA. RefSeq lists its product as uncharacterized. The coding region runs from base 1 to 1122 and encodes 373 amino acids. The transcript has 2 exons. The record is from RefSeq and is a predicted model, not a curated record. Lineage: Eukaryota; Fungi; Ascomycota; Eurotiomycetes; Chaetothyriales; Herpotrichiellaceae.
AUGCGACUCCCCGAGGCGCCUUUGUCGCUGACCUCGAUCUUCCUCGCCGCCCUACUCUCGCGAUCUGUGAUUGCAGGACUCUUGCCCGAUUUCCUGCAGAGCUUUGACGACCUUCAAGAUAUCGAGAAGAGAUGUGAAAACCCUUGCGGAUACUAUGGACAGUUAUGCUGCGAAGCUGGUGAGGUCUGCUACACUGAUUCCAACGACGAAGCCCAGUGCGGAGCUGGAGCCACGGCAACAGCAGCGACAACAGUCGCCGGACAAUGGGAAUACACCACUGUAACGUUUGUGCAGACAGAUCUAAAGACUGUCACCUCCACCUACAGCUCCUAUGUGCCGGCGAGCACCAUCAGCUGCUCAUACUCUCUUGGCGAAACACCCUGCGGCAAUGUCUGCUGUCUGUCAGGACAGUUCUGCCAAUCCGCUGGAAUCUGCGCAGCCGUGGGUGGGGGAAGUUCUGGAUACUAUAGCAGCCUCUAUACCGUCACUACCGUUAUCACCAACACCGCCAGCGCCAGCGCCCCGCUCCGACCAACCAGCAACACCCUCGUCACCGUCACGAGUAUCACCGGGGCCACUACUACAGCACCUUUCCAAACGCCUGUCGGAACGGACGGCAGCAUCAUUGUUGGACCGUCAUCAUCGAGUUCUGGUGGAGGGCUGAGUGGAGGUGCAAUUGCGGGCAUCGUGAUUGGUGUCAUUGCAGGCAUCUUCCUCCUCAUCUUGUUCUGCGCCUGCUGCAUCUUCAAGGGACUGAUCGACGGGCUUUUGGCCAUUUUCGGCCUUGGAAAACGGCGAAGACGUACCGAAGAAGAAGUGUACGUGGAAAGACACUCGCACAGGGAUGGCAGAGGACGAAGAACGUGGUUUGGCACCAGACCCGGGAGAUCUGAGGUCGUGGAGGAGAAGAGGAGAAGCGGAUGGGGAACAGCAGGCUGGAUGGCUGCAGCAUUAGGGGCUCUAGCCCUGUGGCUUGGUUUGAAGAGGAGAAAUCGACGUGACGAUAAGAGCAGCGAGGGCUAUGGCAGUUCCUACUUUUCCGAUUACACGGGAUCAAUGAAAGCUCCUCGGAUCGGAGAACGAGGCGAAGCAGCAGGUCACGCUCGAGACGAUGAAACGUAG